GUUGGGAAAAAUUAACUGUCGAAUUAUUAAAAAUAGCGGGAGAUGAUUUUUUUCAGAAAAUGUAAACAGUUUAAUACUCUAAAGCUUAGCGAUAGCAUUUGCAAACAUUCUUCACACAUCCAAUUAGUGUGCCAGAAAAAAAAACGAUAUACGUCAGAGAAGUAUUGCUAUAAAAACGUAUGUUUCGAAAUGUUGUUAACCAUCGUCAAGAGCAUUUACAACUAGUGUCCAAUUGCCAUUAGCAAUUCGAGAGUGAAAAAAGAGAAAUGAGAUGAAACACAUUUCCGAAUGCCGUUAUCAUGGAUAGGAUUUUCAGUAGGUACAAAACCAUUCUGUAUUUAUCCUCUGUUUAGGAUGACAUUUUUAUGCACGGGGUCUUCACUGAGAUAAUACAAAGGGUCAAUGGUGGAGUAGUACAAAAAUUGCCUUUUAUCAGCUCGAUAUUAGCGAUUAGAAGGAAACGUGUAAAGAUUAAGUUAUCCACUUCCUUCGCCGAUUGUUUAAUUGAAUUCGUUUCUGUAAAUAGAAGGUUUCGUCGCGUAUGACGUUGAGAAAAGGUAUUUUGAUGGUAGUCUGUCAUAAUGGCGGUAUAACAGUAAUUGUUAUUCAGAAUCUAUACCUGCUUCUGCUACUAUAACAAUAUACAAAAUGAAUAGCAGCGCCUGUAGAAUUUCUCACAAUUUGUCCUAAAAUGAGUGAGCAAGAGCAAACUUCGAGCAAUGGGAGAAGACUGUUAGAAUUAUUUGCAGCAGUGUGGUUUAUGUCCUUUAACAUUUGGGGUGCUCUUAUCGGUCCAAUUAUUAUCGUUUUCCUAAUUUUUACUAGCUCAAAGUUUUGGAUAUUUGUAGUUGCAUACCUUGUAUGGAUCUGGGUUCUAGAUAGAAAUACUGCGGCCGAAGGUGGUCGACGAUGUGAGUGGAUGAGAAAGUGGAAACUUUGGGCGCAUUUUAAAAAUUAUUUUCCGGUAUACUUAAAACAAAGCGUGGACUUUCAGUUACAACCGAAUAAAAAUUACUUAUUUUGUGCAUUCCCGCACGGUUUACUUUCAGUCGGGGUGUUUUCAAGCUUUGUGACCGCCAGUGAGGACUUUGCGCAAUUGUUUCCGAAACAUAAACCGUAUGUAUUUACUUUCGAUGUGAAGUUCAGACUACCCAUAUAUCGGGAAUACCUGCUGUCUAUGGGUAUGUGUACAGGAACACCGGAUUCACUGCAUUCUGUAUUGGGUACAAGGAAAGGAGGUAAUAUUGGGGUGUUGGUGGUCGGAAGACCGAGUCCAGAAAAUUAUCCUAGAAAUUAUACUAUUGUGCUAAAAAAUCAGAAAGGGUUUGUAAAGCAAGCUAUAAAAAAUGGUUGUGCGUUGGUUCCCGUCAUUGCGUUUGGCGAGGAUGACAUCUUUAGACAAAUAGACAAGCCAAAAACAACUUUCUUUAGGCCAUUUCAGGACUUUUUUCAAAUUUUUAUGGGAUUAGCACCUUCAGUUUUCUUGAAGAACGGAUUACUUCCGAAACGCAAAGCGAUACACGUUAUAGUGGGACCGCCAAUGGAGGUGAAACGCAUGUCUCGGCCAUUACAGAACGACGUAAACGUUGUCCAUAGAGAGUUCCUAGUCAAUUUAGUGGAUUUAUUCGAAAAGCACAAAUACGACUACGUCGAUGAUCCUGAAAAUACGUAUCUCAUUUAUUGUUAAAUUAUUUGUUGAUUUUCUACGAAUGCGUAAAAAUUAUUAUUUGAAAUUCUCCGGUUUGAGAAAAUCUCCAUUCUUGGGUCAACGUAUUCAGGUCUAUGCGUUUUAGCAGUAUCUAGUUUCAGUUAAGCGAAUGGAAAUUUAUUUAAAUAAUAUAGGAUCUACUAUUCUGUAUCGUUGCGUGCUGAACGACUAGCUGCGAAAUAACAGAAGCUAGCUACUAGGAUAAAAGUGCCAUCUUGGCGGAUUUCUAUCAAUCACGACACCAUUUAGGGGAGCGGAAGCUGCCGUAUUAUGAACACCACAAGUCGUUCAGUUUUCUGGGACGUGCUCUAUUUGUUUUUAGAUAUACCUUUUGAAUGUAAUGUAACGUUUCACGUAAGAGGGUAAAUUUUA
This is a messenger RNA of Photinus pyralis (common eastern firefly), 2080 nucleotides long. RefSeq names its product 2-acylglycerol O-acyltransferase 1-like. Gene Ontology annotation, biological process: triglyceride biosynthetic process. Gene Ontology annotation, cellular component: endoplasmic reticulum membrane. Gene Ontology annotation, molecular function: diacylglycerol O-acyltransferase activity. The record is from RefSeq and is a predicted model, not a curated record. The transcript has 5 exons. Bases 692 to 1687 code for a protein of 331 amino acids. Lineage: Eukaryota; Metazoa; Arthropoda; Insecta; Coleoptera; Lampyridae.